CUCCAAGGGAAAUUUCGGAACUGCUAAAGGGAGCCCAUAGCAGACAGAGCUCUCCAGCAUCGCCGCAAAACCUCGACAAUUGUCAAUUGACAACCAACGGCCCCUCCAACCAAACCAUGAUUUGCAGACCGGCUCUGACGAGGGGCAGCCAGCUGGCUCUUCGCCGCCAGGGAGCUGCAAAGCUUGCGCAGCGCGGAUUUGCGGCCGUCGCUUCGCCCAAGGCAUCGUACGAACCGACCUCCAUCGCUGGCGUCAAGGUCGCCUCCCGAGACGACAAUGGGCCAACCACCCGCCUCGCCAUCGUCGCAAAGGCUGGCACCAGAUACGAGCCUCUCCCAGGCUUGACGGUCGGAUUGGAGGAGUACGCUUUCAAGAACACAGAACGACGGUCCGCUCUACGCAUCGUCCGCGAGGCUGAGCUUCUCGGUGGCCAAUUGAGCGCGUACCACACCCGGGAAGCCCUGAUCCUGCAGGCAAAUUUCCUCCGCGAGGACCUCCCGUAUUUCACCGAGCUUCUUGCCGAAGUCAUUUCCAAGACGCGGUAUACCACCCACGAGUUCCAUGAAGAAGUUGAGGACAUUAUCCGCGCGAAGCAGGCCAAGGUCGCUGCUCCCGCCAUUGCCCUCGAUGCCGCCCACUCGGUCGCCUUUCACACCGGUCUCGGCGCCCCCCUCUACCCGACUCCCAGUACUCCUAUCGCUUCAUACCUAAACGAAAGCUCCGUCGCCGCUUUCGCCGAGGCCGUGUACAGCAAAUCCACCAUUGCCGUGAUCGCCGACGGCGCGAGCGAGGCAGGCCUGUCAAAGUGGAUUGAGCCUUUCUUCAAGGAUGUACCCGCCGAAUCCCCGUCACCGCUGAAGGUGACGCCCACCAAGUACUUCGGCGGCGAGCAGCGGAUCCCCCGUAUCGGUCCUAACUCGAUGGUUCUUGCUUUCCCCGGCGCUUCACUCAGCGCCAACCAGCCCGAGACGGCCGUUCUUGUCGGGCUUCUGGGCGGCCAAUCCACCAUCAAGUGGUCGCCGGGCUUUUCGCUCCUGUCCAACGCCACGGCUACCGCCCCUGGCGCGCAGGCCCAGGCCACCAAUUACGCCUACUCUGAUGCCGGCCUCCUGGCCAUCCAGAUCAACGGGCAAGCCGCUGCCGUCCGCAAGGCUGCUGAGGCGGCGGUCAAGGCGCUCAAGGGCGUCGCGGAGGGUGGUGUCUCGCAGGAGAACCUGGUCAAGGCUAUUGCCAAGGCCAAGUUCAACCUGCUGUCGGGUAGCGAGGUCAGCGGCGUGGGUAUCGUGCACGCCGGUGCAAACCUGGUUCACGGCAACCAGCCUAUGCAGGUUACUGAGGCGGUCAAGGCUUUGGAAUCUGUGACGGCGGACAAGCUUAAGGCUGCGGCAAAGACACUAUUAGAUGGCAAGGCAUCGGUUGCGGCGGUUGGUGACUUGCACGUAUUGCCUUUUGCCGAGGAGAUUGGCCUCAAGGUAUAA
This is a messenger RNA of Canariomyces notabilis, 1478 nucleotides long. Its product is annotated as ubiquinol-cytochrome C reductase complex CORE protein 2 precursor. Gene Ontology annotation, molecular function: metal ion binding. Gene Ontology annotation, cellular component: mitochondrion. The coding region runs from base 117 to 1478 and encodes 453 amino acids. Lineage: Eukaryota; Fungi; Ascomycota; Sordariomycetes; Sordariales; Chaetomiaceae. The transcript has 4 exons. The record is from RefSeq and is a predicted model, not a curated record.